Messenger RNA from Truncatella angustata, 1581 nucleotides. RefSeq lists its product as uncharacterized. The record is from RefSeq and is a predicted model, not a curated record. Bases 415 to 1386 code for a protein of 323 amino acids. Gene Ontology annotation, cellular component: cytosol; HAUS complex. The transcript has a single exon. Gene Ontology annotation, biological process: spindle assembly. Lineage: Eukaryota; Fungi; Ascomycota; Sordariomycetes; Amphisphaeriales; Sporocadaceae.
CAAGAAAUUGUCCCGACUUCAACAUGUCCCCACCAUAACAUGUCCCCACCAUCACACUAACUUUACUAUUAGUAUGGCAGUUAACUUAACCUGUAACAGGUUGGUGUGUGCCCAAGUCCAUGCACAGUGCGUACAGUAUGCACCCAAGUACGGUACCACGGUACCUACAGUAUGUACUGUCUGUACCUUGUCCGCAAGACUCCCCCCGACCAUACCUACAGUACAGAGCAAGAGCGAGCUUGGACGGCGACGGUUGACGAUUGUGAACUCACCUAUUACCGGCAGUAACUAUCAUUCAUUCGGUAGUAUCGUUCAUUCAUCAUUCGGAUGCAGAUACUGCCCCCACCCCCGGGAGACCUCAAGAUCAGGGGUCAUACUCACACCAGUUUGUCCCCCACGUGAACGCACGCAACCAUGGCACAUCGAGCACAGCAUCUAAAACAACAACCGGCCAUUUUCUCACCAUCAAUUGCACGUGCUGCCGCUUCUACCGCCAAGGACUGGGCCUACGUUGACGCAUGGUUAAAAACAAAGUUCCCCGGCCAGAAAGUCCCUCCCUUUGAACGGAAUGUAGACACUUUGAAGGCUCUCCUCACACUGGCAGCUCACAACGAGUCUGCUGACGAGGAACGCCACCAGCUCGCUCGCAUCGAAGCCUCUGCUCUACAGGAAGUCAAAGCUGCCGAGGCCGAGGCGGUCAAACGCCGACAGGCAUACCAAUCCUCCGGUGGGGAGGCCAAUCUCAGCGCCGAAUCCGUCGCAGAUGAUGUCUUACAGGCAGUCGAGAGCCGUCUGCCCAAAGACGGCAGCGCAGCGCUGGACGCCAUGGCCGACAUGGCGAUUGAGCUUGGCGUCGCUUAUCCCACCCCCGAAGAGCUGGCCUGCAAUUUUGUCGAGCUGCAAGCCAGGAGCUUCGAGCUGGAACAGAUGACUGGACGAGUCGCCUUGCUUCAAAAGUAUCUUGACCGCGAAUCAGCAGCCGCGGAGACCUUUCUCCGAGAGAUACAAGGUGAAGAACACCAACUCCCUAUCGACCUUGAUAAGCGGAAUCUUGAGCUCCAACGUCUCGUCCAGACCAUGUCCCUCCAGCUCCCUGAGCUCCGGAAGCAGGUUCUUUCUCUGGAGACAUCUGUCAGCCUACCAAAGACAACUGUGGAGGAUGUAAGGCAGGACGAGGAAGGCUACCUGGAACUACUGGCCAAGAAGAAAGAUCUCGACGCACAGCUCCAGGCGUUCGCAGGUCUGCCUCCCGACAUUGAAGCAGCGCGGCAAGAAUUAGAGCAUCUUCGCACCGAGCUCAGGACUGCCACGCACAGAAGGGAUGCAGGAUGGGAGGGGUUGGUAGAACGUGAAAGUCCUUUCAAACCUCGCAGCAGACGGCCUUGAUCCCGACGACGAGGAGAUAUGGCUGGGUAGCAUCCAUCACUAUCGUUACCUGUCAAAAAGCUCGUGGGUGUUUGUCUGACAUUCGCCCCUUUUUCGUAUGUGGCAGAUGCCGUAAUGGUACUGCAUAUGCCACACAAGAGUGCAUAGUUGCUCUUGGUAUAUGCCUAGACUCAACGCCGGGGCCCAAUGGGCUUC